ACACUCUCUUUCUCUUUGACUUUUUUUCCAGUGUCUCUCAGAGCUGUGUGUGUGCUGCUCCUGCUCCCUCCCUCUCUCUCUUUCUCUCUCUCUCUCUAUUCAUCUCCACUGUGUGUGAGAUAACGUCUGCCUCUGAGACCAGUCUCAGGAGUUCCAAGAGCAUUCAGUGAGUUUCAUUCAGAAAUCUGAAGACAUCAUGAAGUUUGAACUGCUGCUGCUGUUUGCCCUAGUUGGGUCUUUUUGUACCAUCACACAUGCAAGUACUAUUGUGGUACCCACAGAUGAGGCGCUGGCACAAGUGACAGGGGCCUUUGGGCCCACUGAGGUUGCAGAGACAUUAAAGGAGGUGGAGGAACCUGUCACCGAAGCACCAGCACCAGCUGCUACUGAAGCUGCUGUGGUGGAAGCAGAGAAAUCAUCAGCUCAUACUGAAGUUCCUGUGGUGGAAGCAGAGACACCAUCAGCUCAUACUAAAGUUCCUGUGGUGGAAGCAGAGACACCAUCAGUUCAUACUGAAGUUCCUGUGAAGGAAGCAGAGACACCAUCAGUUCAUACUGAAGUUCCUGUGAAGGAAACAGAAGCACCAUCAGUUCAUACUACAGCUCAGACGGCGCAAGCAGAAGCAACAGAAGGAGUUACGGAAGCUCCUGCCGAAAACACCGAAACAACUGUGGAGGCAGAGGAUGCUGCAGCUACAGAAGCUACACCUGAAGUUAUUGAGGUAGCAGGUGAAACUGAAGCUCCAAAAACAGGGCUGUCAAUCACAGAGACAGUAUUAAACGCAGAGGCUGACCAAGGGAUCGAAACAGAGAGGGAUGAGGUGGAAGUGGAGGACUCAGAGGGUAUGAGCACGGGUCAAGUGGUAGGCAUUGUGUUUGGUGCACUGGUCGCUGUGGUCAUCAUCAUUGCAGUGAUAGUCGUGGUGGUCAGGAGGAUGGGACAAUACUCGACUGGAAAGAAACAAAAGCCUCAAAAACAACAUGGCCUCUCAUUCUCUCCCCUGAAAAGGAAGGUGGCACGACAGGAAGAAAAGAAGAAAAAGAAGAAGUUCUGGAAAUUCUGAACUACUGAACUGAUGUCAUUUCCUGUCAUUAAAUAAGCAAGCCAGGAGCACUCUAAUCAUCCAGGACUAUUAGGGCAGCAUCCUGCCUUACCCUAUCCCUAGAACCAUUGAUUUGGACACUUCCCCCAUCACCCUAACCUCCCCCCCCCCCCCCAACAAACAAACAAAAAACCCUCCCCAUAACCCCCACCGCUGCCAAAGAUUCAGACAGGAAGUAAAGGAGGAGGAAGAAUUUGAAUGUGUCACAUAUACUUACAACACAUCUGGGUUGUUAUGCAGACCUAAUGAGCAAACACAUUAACAGCCAGUUAAAAAAAAACAAAAACUAAAAUAUCUUUUAAAAUAACGGGGAGAUAUGAGGUAAAGUACAGAAACGCGAAAUAGUACAUAUGUAAAUAACACCAAAAAUGGCCAUAACUCACCAGCCUUUAACUUUCUCUCUUUUUUUAUUGCAUUCUAUGUAUCGAAAGCAUGCUUGAACACACACCAGCAGUACUUGAGUCUAUAUCCACAAUCAAUUCCAUGUGGCAUGACAAACAUUAAUGUGCUGCAGUAGUAUGACACAUAAAAAGCAUUUUAUAACCAGAUUAUAGGCAUUUUAUAAAGAGAUUGUAACAUGUUGUAAACGUUCCCAAGCAGAUCAGAUGUCAGGACAAAUUGGGCCUGCAUAAUAUCUUUCAUAUUUUGGUUUAACUAGUAGCUUUAAUCCUGACAUAUAAAACUUUGACAGAACAUUAAUGGAAUGGCUAACGGCUCGGGUAUUUUCUAUGUUCAACUCUUGCAGUUCAUUAAUGUGAAUUCAAAUUGACGUGGUUGUUUUUAACAGCCUCCCUUUUCAGCAGUAAUUACUUCAUAUUUACUUUACUCCACAGCAUAAUGCCAGUGUGAAUGCUGCUUAAAGUUUUUCAACCAGGGUCAUUUUUGGAAAUUCUGUUCAAUCUGGAAAACAUUUAAGAAGCUUAGAGACACUCGGUCUCAUCAGCCUUUUACAUCAUGUGGUCUGGCUACCAGACUUGUGCUUUAACCUCAGGUUCACUGGACAAGAAGUGACUCUUUUUGCUGCGUAAUUAAGGGGUGUGUGUUAUGCGGUGCUUGCUUUAAUAUGUGCACUGACUGACAAAAAAUGUUUAAUGUAAAAUGGUUUGAGACACAGCAACAGUUUGCAACGAUGCCUUUUUUUUAUGCUUAGUCUAUACGCCAGGUCCUCACUUUACUGUCUGCUGUCUAAGUCAUUUUAUUUAAUUGCAGUGUUUUUUUCCUUUUUCUUUUUGGAUGUUCAUACUGUUUCGAUUAAAAAGUGAAAAUUGA
Messenger RNA from Ictalurus furcatus (blue catfish), 2371 nucleotides. RefSeq lists its product as uncharacterized. NCBI's taxonomy places the organism in Eukaryota, Metazoa, Chordata, Actinopteri, Siluriformes, Ictaluridae. Bases 197 to 1063 code for a protein of 288 amino acids. The transcript has 5 exons. The record is from RefSeq and is a predicted model, not a curated record.